AUGCAUCAGCUCCCCACCAAUUGUCCGCUUGCCAUCGUCAGCGCUGCACUGUGCAUUCUCGCCUCUGCUACGGACCAGGCUAGUGCUUCCUCCCUGAGAAGUCUUAAUGUGGUUCACAGCGCACAGACUCAGAACAGGACCACUUACCAGCAAACUAGCUAUUGGGGACUCAGGCGGGAUGAUGAACAUGGACCGACAGUCCAUCAAGAAGAUCACUGGCACUACAACAGGCCUGUAGCAGCACGCCUUGAGACAGAUAGUAGUCCUUCAUCAAGCGCACCCUCACUCAAAAGGGCGAUGUCCUUCCUGUCAAGGCCGAGCGCUAGACCCACCACCCUUUCCGCCAUCCCAAACAUUAGACCUCGAGUGCCAAACCUACCUGUACCCAUACCAUCUGAUGAGGGCCUGCAAUGCAUCAACACAGCAUUUGGAGCAAAUGUGGCCAGAUUCACCAGUCUACUGCCUCACCUAGCAGGUAUCACCUUCCCUUCAGGAGCCCCCCAGCAGCUAGGAAGGCUGAUCACGACUUUCCAUACAGCUAUCAGAGUAGCUUAUGAUUUGUUCUGCAAUUUGAAUGCAUCACCUGCAGACUCUAUCAUUACCCUCCUCAGCCUGGGCGCUUCUUACUGCAUCAUGACCCCAAUGCCGGCGGUCCGGUCAUCGUUAGCUCACACCGCCGGGGUCUACCCCCACAUCACACCCCCACCCUACCUCGACACCCGUAUACAAUACUCAGGGAUGAAUUUGAAGGGCACAGACUACUGGCAUCAAUACCUGCUGCACAGCUUGAUGGGCAUAGAAUCUUGCUGGCCCCCACAAGACGUUUGGGAAUCAUCUAGUCGAUGGAUGGAGUUCUGGACGGAUGCAGAUGAAAAAUGGUUCCAAACCCACCUGUUGAACUUGUCAUCAGGCAAUCUUGCUGCUCUCAAGACUUGCAGGAAUUGGAAACGCUCCUUCUGGCCUACUGCAGCAGUAAGGUUGGGAGACUCCGCCGGUACAGAAAUAUUUGCCCACAGCUUGCUCCAGGACUUGGGUUAUUGCACGGACAAGGAACCAUGUUGGGAUUUAUCAGUAUAUGCCAACCCACUGGGGCAACUGCCACACAUGAGUCAGGCCAGGGUCGGAGGCUAA
Molecule: messenger RNA, 1131 nt
Organism: Suillus paluster
Lineage: Eukaryota; Fungi; Basidiomycota; Agaricomycetes; Boletales; Suillaceae
Exons: 4
Coding region: 1-1131 (376 amino acids)
Source: RefSeq, a predicted model, not a curated record